AUGAGACAAAUGUUGGAGCGGAAGCGGAGCACAGCGGAGCACACGAGCGGAGUGGAGCGGAAGGAUUUGUCUAAUCGGGGGAGUUUCAUUAUUUUGACGAAGCAGAGGAGAGGUGUUUGUGAAGGAGAUUUGCGACGUUUUCCAGAGGAUCGCGACAGAUUCGACGAGCAGGAGAGUCGCAAGGACGAAGGAUUCGUAAGACGCAGUGAACAGGGACCAUUCAAGCGGCAAGUUCGCGACCAGAGUAGAGAUAUUCCAGAACGUGGAAAAGGGGGAAUCUGUGCUGCACUCAGAAAAGGAAAGCUGGAGGCUGCCCGAUUAGAAGGAAAUCAGUAUUCGCCCUUUUGUGAUAUUCCAGAUUCCAAGACGUGGAAUUGCAGGCACAGUGAUCUGUCCUAUAACAAGGAACUCGGCGGCCAGCUUACACCUGCUACCGGCAACUUGAUGCAGCUUGAAUCCCUUUCAGCAUUUCCUGUAAAAUUACACAGAAUACUGGUCCGCUGCAGCUUCAGUGGCUCCAUCCCCAAAGAAUUAGGCAAACUAACCAAGCUCAUAUAUUUAGGUCUUAACUCGAACCAGUUCAUUGGAACUAUACCAGCUUCAUUGGGAAGCCUCUCCAAUCUCGUCCGACUGGAUCUGGGAGACAACCAGUUAACUGGACCUUUGCCUAUCUCAAAUGGGUCAGCUCCUGGAUUAGAUCAGCUCAAAAACGCACAACACUUUCAUCUGAACAAGAAUAGGCUUUCAGGUUCCAUCCCAGAACAGCUUUUUCACUCAGAUAUGCGUCUCAGACACCUAAUUUUAGAUAGAAAUCAAUUUGUUGGGACAAUUCCUGCUUCGAUAGUAACUGCAACAAAACUUGAGAUUAUUCGUCUUGACAAAAAUCAACUGGAAGGCAUAGUUCCUAACAAUAUCAACAAUCUUGCAAAACUAGCUGUUCUGAAUUUAGCUAAUAAUGGAUUAGAUGGGCCUAUGCCAAAUCUGACCGGGAUGAAUUUUCUUAGUAAUGUGGAUCUUAGCAACAAUUCAUUUGAACCUUCAGAAGCUCCAGCAUGGAUUUCAGAACUUCAAAAUCUUACCAAUUUAUUCUUCUUUUUCUUUUACAGGAUACUCAAGAACAACUCUUUCAAUGGAACUCUAGAUAUGGGAAGCAACAUUAGCAACCAAUUGCAUGUUGUAAAUUUUGAAAACAAUGCUCUUACUUUAGUGGUGCUAGGAUCGAGCUAUAAUAAUUCAAUGCUGCUCAGUGGAAAUCCUUUGUGUAGCAAUAUUCAUCUCUUAGAAACAAACUAUUGUCUCCCUCCUCAACAAUCCCUACCAACCUACUCUUCUGGAAUUAGAAAUUGCAAUGGAAGUUCAUGUGCUACAAAUAAUACCUGUUCACAUCCAUACGAAGCAAUUAUCUUCUUUAGAGCCCCAUAUUUUCAGGAUAUUACAAAUGACACAGCAUUCUUACUAGAACAGAGACUCUGGAUGAAAUAUGGUUCUUAUGUGGGAUCAAUCUCUCUUAAAAAUCCCUUCUUCAACAAUGAUACAUAUCUAGAGGUACAGGUAGCUAUCUGCCCACUAAUCCGAACCUACUUCAGUAUUAGGGAUAUUCUUGAAUAUCUAGAGUUCAACAGCAACAAUUUUUCAGCUUCACCGAACUUCGGGCCUUCUGAUUUCGAAGCAUAUCCGUACCUUUUUCAGGUUAAUAAUCAAUUUAUAUACAGCUUACAAAUACUAAAAUGUUAUCUAAUAGCAUCCCUGGGUGUGCAAUCUUUUGCAGAAUCAUCAGGUUUGAAUUUAAGUUUCAUAAUAGGAUUGGCGGUUCUCUCUGCUCUUCUUCUUCUAGGGUUUUCAGGUCUUAGUUUCUAUGCCAUAAAGCAAAAGAAAAGAGCCAAGAAGGUCAUUGAAUUGAACAACCCUUUCGCAUCCUGGGAAGCUAGUUUUAAAAACGAUGGUGAAGCUCCUCAAGUAAAUGGGGCCAAAUCUUAUUCCUUCGAAGAACUCAAGAGGUGCACAAAUAACUUUCCAGAAGUAAAUGUGAUUGGAUUAGGAGGAUAUGGAAAGGUCUAUAGAGGAAUGCUUCCAAAUGGUAGGAUGGUAGCAAUCAAGAGAUCUAUGGCUGAAUCUACUCAAGGAGCUCUCGAGUUCAAGACUGAAAUUGAACUGCUUUCUAGGGUUCAUCACAAGAACCUUGUAGAACUUCUAGGAUUUUGCUUUCAAAGGGGAGAGAGAAUGUUGGUAUAUGAAUAUGUUCCUAAAAAAACACUUAGAGAAAGUUUAUCAGGGGAGAGUGGCAUUCAACUGGACUGGAUCAGGAGACUUAGAAUUGCUCUCGACUCGGCAAGAGGAAUAGCUUAUCUCCAUGACCUUGCAAAUCCUCCCAUAAUUCAUAGAGACAUCAAAUCAACUAAUAUCCUUCUGGAUGAAAAUUUAAAUGCUAAGGUUGCAGAUUUUGGACUUUCAAAAUUGGUAUCAAAUAGUGAAGUAGGCCAGGUCUCCACUAAUGUGAAGGGUACUUUGGGCUAUCUUGAUCCAGAGUAUUACAUGACGCAUAUCCUCACAGAUAAAAGUGAUGUUUACAGUUUUGGAGUGCUAAUAUUGGAACUAAUAACAGGAAAUCCACCCAUACAAAAUGGAAAGUAUAUCGUUUCUAUAGUGAAGUCAAAACUGAAUAAGAAUGACGUAUAUUAUGGCCUGAAGGAAUUAGUGGAUCCUGUUAUUAGACAAGCAACAUAUAUUGUAGGUUUCAGAAGGAUUGUGGAGUUAGCCUUAAAGUGUGUGGAGGAAUCAGCAGCUGAUCGACCGGCGAUGAGCGAUGUCGUGAAGGAGAUUGAGAUGAUACUAAAGAAGGAAGGAUUUGAAUCAGUUUUGAGAUCAACUUCAACAAAUGAUGCAGAACUUGCAGCAGCAAUGGCUGGCUCUGUGAUUCUGUAUGAUGAAAAUUUGUCACACAAGGAAAUAAGUGGUAGUUCUUUUGCAUACAGUGGCAGUUACACUUUACCUAUGAAGCUUGAACCAAAAUAAGAGCUCAUUUGAUUUACAACAGCCUAUGAUUGUUUUGUAGCGCAUGGAGAAGGCUCCUUGGGCAAAUUUGCAUAUUUGAAUUUUAGAUAUCAAAGUAUAUUCAUUAGAAAAAGAAAGUUAGAAUGAACAGAUAGGAGAUUUACGUACAUUGGGCUAUCACAAAAGCAAGCUAACUUGUAUGGGAUAUCAACUUCUUUAAGAGCUCAUUUGAUUGUUUGUUGAUAUCAUGUUUUAAUAAAUGAUGAUUUUGUUGUUAUACACUUUGCAAAAAAAUCAAUGGUGAUUUUGACGGUGUUGUAAGAGUUUAAAACAAUUUCUAACAAUAUUGCAAUCAAAUAUUGGUGCAUAUGUAUAUCAUUACAAAAUUAAUGUGAUGAGUAGUAAAAAAAGCAAAGAGAAACACAAAUUUGCAUGAAAAACUCAAGAUGGGAACAAUUACAAACACAGAAAAAGAAAAUUCACUACUCAUAAAGAAGAUUACAAAGUGGAGCACUUAGGUUUGACGGUUGACUUUCUUCCAUAUAUAACCCUAGUAGAACUAUUUAUACAUGGAAAUGUACAAAAAAUCCUAAUAAAAUUCACCUUAAAAAAAUACAUAAAGGUCCAUAUCGCAAAGGCUGCCACCACCACUUAACAAAUCAAUAUUGGGCUCCACUACCAUCAGAAAUCCGCCCAAAUAUUUUCCCAUAAUUUUAGUUGCACCAUGAACUUCUCAAUC
This is a messenger RNA of Phalaenopsis equestris, 3730 nucleotides long. RefSeq names its product probable leucine-rich repeat receptor-like protein kinase At5g49770. Gene Ontology annotation, biological process: protein phosphorylation. NCBI's taxonomy places the organism in Eukaryota, Viridiplantae, Streptophyta, Magnoliopsida, Asparagales, Orchidaceae. Gene Ontology annotation, molecular function: ATP binding; protein kinase activity. The record is from RefSeq and is a predicted model, not a curated record.